GGUUAGUCUUUUGGGUGUGAAACUCCCAGCCCGUGACACGAUGCAAUUUUACAUACAAUUGAUCUCAUGAAAAACAGACGAGUACAUGCAAUUGUGGGUACCUUGACAUGGCAGGAAGCCGCAUUAGUUAAUGAAAUGGAGAACCCUGGUGAAACAGUACCUAUUGUUUAAUUAGGUACAGCAGCUAUAAGCCCAUUUAAACUGUCAAUACCAACACGGCGCGUGAUCCAUAUGGGUGAUGAUAUCUCUAUGCAUAUGAGAUGCAUUGGAGCCAUUAUUGACUACUUCCAGUGGCAAAAGGUGACAGUUAUAUAUGAAGAUAGAAGUUCUUACACAGCUGAUUCGAGCAUCAUCACCCUUCUUUCUGAUGUGCUUCAAGAUAUUGGUGCAGAGCUGGAGUGUUUCUCAGCUUUCCCUGUACUUUCUUCUCUUUUAGACCCAAAAACCACCAUCCAGGAAGAGCUGAGGAAACUGAUGAACAAACAGAGCAGAGUUUUCAUAGUUGCUCAAGCAUCAUUGUCAUUUACAGCUCUGCUGUUUGAACAGGCAAAACAAUUGGGAAUGAUGGAUAAAGGUCAUGUGUGGAUUAUCUCAGAUGGCACCACCAGUCUUCUUGAUUCCGUGAAUUCAUCUUUGAUCACCUCCAUGGAAGGUAUUCUCGGUUUCAAAGCAUACUUCUCAGACUCUACUGCAUCAUUCAAAACAUUCAAAGCCAGGUUCAGGAGAAAGUUCCUAUCAGAAUAUCCUGAUGAAGAAGAGAACCCUGACCCUAGUAUCUUUGCUCUUCGAGCGUAUGAUGCAUUUUUAGCCAUAGGUAAGGCCACGGAGAAGAGAACCCUGACCUUAUCAUCUUUACUGUCAAAUAUUUUAUCAAGCAAUUUUACCGGUUUGAGCGGUGUAGUACACUUCAGGGACAACCAUAGAAUAAUGCGGAUACCUGCUUUUCGGAUUGUAAAUGUAGUUGGCAAGAGUUAUAGAGAAAUGGGAUUUUGGUCACCAAAUUUUGGUUUCUCAAAGAAACUUAUCAAUCAUUUAGAUGAAAAAGAAGAAAGCAACGCGUCUUCUGAAGUACUAGAUUCAGUGUUUUGGUCAGGUGGUAGUUUUUUGGUCCCAACUGGCUUGAUGAAGUUGUCUCUUUCGGUUAGCAGUGGCAAACCUCUGCGAGUUAUGGUACCUGUAAAUUCCAAUUUCUCUGAAUAUGUGACGAGCUCAGUGACGAACACCAGCCACUUCUCCGGCUUAGCAAUUGAUAUCUUCAACGCAAUUGUAGAACGUCUACCAUACUCCUUAGCUUAUGAGUUUAUUCCGUUUUCUGAUGGUUCUUAUGAUCGGAUGGUGGAAAUGGUUCAUCAGAAGUAUAUUGAUGCAGCUGUCGGUGAUAUAGAAAUAACAGCAAAUAGGAGCCGGCUUGUAGAUUUUACACAACCGUAUAUUGAUUCAGCGCUUGUGAUGGUGGUAACAAUAAAAACUGACAAGUCACAGGAGGCUUGGGUGUUCAUGAGGCCUUUCACCAAGGGGAUGUGGUGUCUAAUGGCAGCAAUGAGUGUGUUUACCGGCUUUGUUGUCUGGUUGAUUGAGCACAAAACUAAUGAUGAAUUCAAUGGUUCACCUGUGCAGCAAUUUGGAAAAGUUUUGUGGUUCUCUUUUACAACACUCUACCUGGGCCAGAGAGAUUCACACGGUAACAAUUUAUCAAGGCUUGUGAUGGUGCCAUGGUUGUUCCUGAUCCUGAUUGUCACUGCAAGUUUCACUGCAAACCUCACUUCCAUGAUAAUUACUUCAAGACUUGUUCCAUCUUCAGUAGAAGUUGGAUAUUUGAGGAGUACAAAUGCAGCUGUUGGGUGCGAUGGUGGUCCUCUCAGCCUUGCCUACUUACAAAAUGUUCUGGGUUUCAAGGCAGAAAACAUCAGGGUCAUGUUUUCAGUUGAUGAAUAUGCAGAAGCUCUAACAAGCGGAAGGAUAGAAGCAGUUUUCUUGUUGAGCCCUUACGCCAAAAUUUUGCUCGUGAAAUACUGCAAGCGCUUCACUUUAUCAGGACCUUCAUACAACCUUGGUGGUUUUGGUUUUGUAUUUCCAAAAGAUUCUUCUUUGUCUUCAGACUUGUCAGAGGCAAUCCAAAAUUUGACUGAGAGUGGGAGUCUGCAACAGUUAGAGGAUCAGAUGCUUUCACUUCUCAAUUGCUCCAUUUUAGAGACUGAUAGCACCGGAGACCAAAGCUUGGGACCUACACCUUUCUCAGGCUUAUUUAUUCUCUCAGGUGGUGUUUCUGUAGUUGCAUUGCUUAUUAUCAUUGCUGGAUCAUUGAAAGCCCACUUUCAAAGAAUGAAUAACUUCCAAGUAACAUUAAUGGAAACAAGAAUUUGGAGAUUGGCAGCAAUGGUACUAACAAAAAAUGGCAUUAGAACUGCUCCAACUUCAACUUCACAAGAAAACUCUGCACAAGCGGCUCAACAAAUAGAUGACAAUAAGGCUCUUCAGCUCGUGAAGAAUAUUAUUUCUAAUGCAAUAAUCACCUCUACAACCAUCACCACCAUCUGAGAACCAGAUCCACAAAAAGAGGUGAUGAAAGUAAAUAGAAAUUGGAGUUUAGAAGAAGAAAAUAGAAGGAAACAAUUGAGAUGGUGAUGAAAGAAAGAGACGAGGAGCUGGCUUUGUUUCUUGAAAUGGGAAGACGCGAGAAGGAGAAAAGUAAUCUUCUUCUUCUUCUUCACAACUCUGACGACAUCAAUAGUAACAUCAGACCCUUCUUCAAUCUUCACAACUAAUGGAUAAGCUUCAUAUCCAACAAGCCACAUCAACAUUUUCAAGUUGGCCCGUCAACAUUUUGCUAUCUAAUGGA
Molecule: messenger RNA, 2839 nt
Organism: Pistacia vera
Lineage: Eukaryota; Viridiplantae; Streptophyta; Magnoliopsida; Sapindales; Anacardiaceae
Product: glutamate receptor 2.9-like
Exons: 6
Coding region: 232-2538 (768 amino acids)
Cellular component (GO): plasma membrane
Molecular function (GO): signaling receptor activity; ligand-gated monoatomic ion channel activity
Source: RefSeq, a predicted model, not a curated record